Tricharina praecox is the source of this 396-nucleotide messenger RNA. RefSeq lists its product as uncharacterized. The record is from RefSeq and is a predicted model, not a curated record. NCBI's taxonomy places the organism in Eukaryota, Fungi, Ascomycota, Pezizomycetes, Pezizales, Pyronemataceae. Bases 1 to 396 code for a protein of 131 amino acids. The transcript has a single exon.
AUGCACCACACCCUAGAACCGCUGCGGCCCACAACUACCACUACCCGCAAGCCCGCUGGCACCGGUCCAAACCGCAUGCGUGCCACAUCCAUCACGGUCGUCGAACCGAUCCGCGAGAAGCUCGUGCCCACACCACCCCCGAAACCCUCAAAGGCAAAGAAGACACUCAAGGUCCUGGGCGAUGGCCUCGGCAUGCUCGCCUACAUGCUCUGCAUCUGCUGCGUGCUCAGCGGAGAGCAGCGUCCUCAGGCGAAGAAGACUAGUAAGGGGUACUAUUACCAGUACGAUGAGGGGUUCGCUGAGAUGGAGGGGACGAGAGUGAGGAAGGUUGAGAGCAGUGGGCAAACCUCCGUCGGCUCGAAGCCGAGGAGUGAAAGGGUCGAGAGAGUUCGGUAG